GGCUCAGAAAAAAGUCGAGAAGAGUUGUGAAACACCCCAAAUUUUUUGACGUAUGUUGAUGUGUAUGUGUUUUUACCUGCGGUUAUUCAGCGAGGUCGUCGUGCAUGUUGAAAAGCUGCUUUGACUUGUUGUUUGUUUCGUGCAAAAGGGGUCCUCGUUUCUGUGUACUUAGAAUCUUCGAGAAGAAUCCUCAGACUGGCCAGGAGCUUCGUCGAUAGCAUCAUUUCUUUGUAUUUGUCUGAUGCUCCUGGUCCUGCGCAUCUUUAUCCGGCAAUAUAUCAUCCUCUCUCUAACCCAUCAUGAUUGUUGUAGCUUGUAGUGUCCCCUCCUGCUUUCAUCCCCCGCCUUUUUGGUUUCUUCUUCGUCCUGAUUGACAGACACCGAUGGUUCUCUCGUGUGGUCCUUAUCUAUUCUCUAUCGACGUGUUUGUCAAGUCAUGUUGUGGAUUUAUUCAAGACUGGGGACACGGACAUUCAUCUCUUUGAUUGCUCCAUAAGGGUCAUCAAACAUCACUCUUGAAUUGGCGAGAAUGAGUUGUGAUGAUAAAUUGAUUUUUGUGUAAAUGAUUUGAUAUUUUGAAUUUACGGUGUAAGAUAUAAAGUGUGGCUGAUAUUACCAAAUGCGCCCUAGAACUUGUACUUGAACUAGCUACAUCAACAUGCAUAAGAAAGUGGCACAUGAUCAAAAUGAGUUGUCGUCGUAUUCGCGCAAGCGCGAACGCCUUACCACUAAAGACGCCAAGAACACUUUUUUGGUGUUCCAAAAAAAGCGCGUUAUGGCGAACACUCACAACCAUGGCACCAGCUUGCUUGCUUCUCGGUCUCAUUUUCGUACGACGACCUCGCGUCGCGUCAAAAGUCCCAACACAAGUUGGACAAAACGCGAAUUAUCAUGCUGGGCGUGAGGAAAAAAGUAGCGGAGAAGAUUCCCCGGAGAAGGUGAAUGACGAGGACGUCCACCAGCACGACUACAUCGGCAUGCAGACACUUUUUCCUGUUCAAUUUGUCGAGUCGCAGUUCAUGCACCUUCCGGUUCCCAAGGAGCUGCAGAAAGAGGCGUUGAGUGCGACGGAGGCACAGGAAGUGUUCGAUGGAACACGAGAAUACACUACGCCUUGAAAAACUAGUUUCUCAAAAUCAUGCUGGCGAGUCGUGGUGGGUGUUGGGUUGUAUUCUUCAUCUCCCGUCGAAGAAGCAAAGUCCUGGACGAUCUACAGUAGUGUGUUAUUUCGCUGGGAUAAGCCGCCUGAAAACCAUGUUGACCUUGACACGUCAGCAUAAGAUAAUCAUGAGAAACUAGAAGUACAGCUGAUUCUAAGUACGAGGCAAAGAGUUAUUUUCCAUACGACCUGGAGACGUACGCUAAUGAGGCUAUGCUCUCGUGGUUCGAAAACAUUCGUGGCCGCUACAACGAAACCGCAUACGAGGAAGAGAUAGACAAAUACUUAGACAGUGCCGGGAAGGAAAUGCCGAUUUUGAUGAAUAACUACGUUAACGAUUACUUUCACGUUAACGGGACGAACGACUCUUCGAAACAGGUAUGCAGACAGGAUGGUCACGUAAACCUGCUUGUGAUUAGUCGUGAUUGUGAUUCGUCAUACUCGUAUCAGAGGGAGGGGCCCAAACCCAUGCAAAGAGGAUGAUUCUUGAUCACAAAGACGAACGAAGUUUUCUCAGCAAAAGUAGCUUGGAAGAAUAUUUCCGUAGGGAAUUAUGAUCGGUUUAUUCGGUAGGUCCCACUGUCAUAUCACCCCCCAUUGAUUUUUCAUAUCGGCUUGCAUGCAAGCGUGGAAACCUUCGUGGAAGCCGACGCACAGUGACGAUUCGCGAAACCGUUUCGGUUUCUUGUUUCGCGAUUGCCUGUCUUAGUGUGUGGCUCUAUGUUGCCUGUUGUACCACAUAUUUUACCCGAGUGCCGGUUCACGCACUAAAGGCGCCAAUCAAGCGGGUCAAACAGGCCCAGCGACGAGUAAUCGUGGACGACUAGGGAUGAGGACUUCUUCAUCAUCGUUAAUGCAAUCGAUUUCUUGCUCAUUCAAACAGCACGGUCCUCCGAGAAGUAAGUUCCGCUCCUUUGCUGAAACAGGCUGUCUGCUGGCGCAUGAAAAACAUCUUCAUCUCGGGCCACGCGCAUGAAACGAAGCAUGAUGACAAAGCGAAGUUGAGUUGGUCACGGACUGAUUUUGCUAGAAGCAAGCAGGCUCACUGUCUUGGUUGACGUCUUCAAGAAGAAAACGUUUGGACUCUGACGGAUGUAUCGGCACAAGUGGAUUCUCAAGACGUGAAGAUGCACUUAGAGGACACGACAGCGUUUCUCGAAUCUUCUUCGCUCCAGCAUUGGCUUGACCAAGUACUUACUUAUUUGUGUAAGACGACGAAGGAUAUUUUUUCCAUCAACUUUUAUUUUCGGCGGAAUCCGUUCCGACUGUGUAUGAUCGAGCAAUUUUGAUUCGUCACGAUUCGCUUGAAGUCGGAGAUGAUGUAGAGGAUAAAAGUACAACUUGCAUGGUGCAGAGUCACUCAGAAGUCUAGCCACGGACGCAAGCAAAAUGCACUUGAAUAGCAGGUAAGGUUUUUCAAAAACUAAUCUUCGGCCGCGGGUCCGUCGACGAAGAGAACAGCUUUUUGUGCAAUUGCAUGACAUGAAAAUCAGCUCGAAGGACUACUUUCAUCAGGUG
Molecule: messenger RNA, 2677 nt
Organism: Amoebophrya sp. A25
Lineage: Eukaryota; Dinophyceae; Syndiniales; Amoebophryaceae
Source: the annotation of a GenBank genome assembly